UCAAAAAUGGCGGGAAAAAGGUAAACAAACCACCACCGAGGAGUCAAGAGAGAGGAGAACAACACACUUUACAAUCCCUGGCAUUUACAGUAUAUAUUCAGACGUGACAAUACCAUCACCUGGACCUAAACUACGAUAACAACGCUCCGGGCCAGUCAGACACAGUAGUGAGGGUCAGGCUGCUGCUCAGGAGGGUCAGGCGUAGGAGGCAUGAGGACCCCAAACAAACCCCCACAUUCAAGUUCACCGUCAAGGUCAUUUCUAUCUGGACGGAAAGCUUUGGUGCAAAUAGCAGUUAGCAAGGUGCAGAAGCCCACCGAACAGGACCUGGAAAGUAAACUGCAGAAAAACAUCGCUAAAUACAGGGGUGAAAAGACCGAGGAAAGCAAGGAAAACAGCAUAGGACACAAAAAAUCCAAAGCUCAUAAUUCAGACCUGGACGUGAGAGAGGAAAGCUCAGAGUCGAGUCAGUCAGAGAAGAGGAACGCCGCUAGCUCAAAGGACUCUGGGAAGAAGAAAUUAGAACCACUCUCAGCUGAAGGCAUCGCUGACUGUAUAAACAAGAUGCUGAACGAAGAGAUGGGCGACGAAGUUAAUGACAGCGAAAAUCCUGACAUGAAAUUAGACGCCACUUCAAAAGGCACAAAAAACAUGAAGAAUAACGCUAAAAAGAGAAAGAUAUCUGAGGGGAGUGAUUCUGACAGCGACUUCAAGCCUCUGACGAAGGGAAAGAAUGAAUCGAACGAGGACUCUGAUUCUAGCUUAACGGCACAAAGAGAGAAACUAUCCAACGGGAAAAAGAUGAAGGAUAUAGAGGAAGGGAAGUCUGAUUCUGAAGAUGAGAAAGAAACAAAGACCGCUCAAGUGAAAAGGGAGAAGAAGAGGCAGAAAAAGGCAUCAAUGGAGUCUGAUUCUAAUAGUGAUUCUGAGCUCCUACCUAAGAAAGAGAAGAGUCUGUUAAAAAUCAAUAAGAAAAACGAAUCUGAUGAAAGGGUUUCCGAUCACGUAUCUGAACCCAAGGCAAAGAAGGAAUCCGUGGGGAGCGAUUCUGAUGGUAACGAUGAACCUCUCUCAAUGAUUGUAAACCAGGUCAAAAAGGGAUCAAAUGCCACUGAUUCUGACUCUCAAUCACCGAAGAAGAGGAUCACCCAGAAGAGGAAGAAAGGAGGGAGUCUUAAGGAGAGUGACGACAGUGAUUCUGAACCUCUGUUGCUGACCCAGACCAAGAAGACGAAAUUGAGCAGAGGGGAUUCUGAACCUCUAUCGGAAGGAACAAAAUCCCAAAUUAAUGAAAAUGAUAGUGAUGAUGGUGAUGAAAAGAAAAUUAGUUCACCAAGUAAGAUAGUUAAAGAAGAUAGGAAAGUUUUGAGUGAUUCUGAGAGCGAUUCUGAGCCCCCUAAGAAGAAGAAUCAGGUCGUGGCGAAAAAGAGAGGUGGCGGUGAUUCUCGCAGUGUUACCAAGGCCCAAGCAAAAAAAGGAAGAAAGAAACAAGAAUCUGAUGAUGACUCGGACAGUGAUUCUAAGCCCUUGGUGAAGAAAAAAGGUCAGACUAAGAAGAAGGAGUCAGAUGAUAGUGAUUCUGACAGUGAUUCUAAACCCUUGACGAAGAAAAAAGGUCAGGCAAAGAAGAAGGAGUCAGAUAAUAGUGAUUCUGACAGUGAUUCUAAGCCCUUGGUGAAGAAAAAAGGUCAGGCAAAGAAGAAGGAGUCAGAUAAUAGUGAUUCUGACAGUGAUUCUAAACCCUUGACGAAGAAAAAAGGUCAAACAAAGAAAAAGGAGGCAGAUGAUAGUGAUUCUGACAGUGAUUCUAAGCCCUUGGUGAAGAAAAAAGGUCAGGCAAAGAAGAAGGAGUCAGAUGAUAGUGAUUCUAAGCCCUUGGUGAAGAAAAAAGGUCAGGCAAAGAAGGAGUCAGAUGAUAGUGAUUCUGACAGUGAUUCUAAACCCUUGGUGAAGAAAAAAGGUCAGGCAAAGAAGGAGUCAGAUGAUAGUGAUUCUGACAGUGAUUUUAAACCCUUGGGAAAAAAUAAACAAGACUCAGAUGAUAGUGAUUCUGACAGUGAUUCUAAACCCCUGAAGAAGAAAAGAAGCCCACCUAAAAGGAAACCCUUGGCAAAAAAGAAACAAGACUCAAAUGAUAGUGAUUCUGACAGUGAUUAUAAACCCCUAAAGAAGCAAAGCCCAUCUAAAAGGAAACCCUUGGUAAAGAAUAAACAAGACUCAAAUGAUAGUGAUUCUGACAGUGAUUCUAAACCCCUGAAGAAGAAAAGCCCAUCUAAAAGGAAACCCUUGGCAAAAAAGAAACAAGACUCAAAUGAUAGUGAUUCUGACAGUGAUUUUAAACCCUUGGGAAAAAAUAAACAAGACUCAAAUUAUAGUGAUUCUGACAGUGAUUCUAAACCCCUGAAGAAGAAAAGCCCAUCUAAAAGGAAACCCUUGGCAAAAAAUAAACAAGACUCAAAUGAUAGUGAUUCUGACAGUGAUUAUAAACCCCUAAAGAAGCAAAGAAGCCCACCUAAAAGGAAACAAGAAUCUGAUUUUAAACCCUUGGCAAAGAAGAAAGGAAAUCAAGCAAAAAAGAAACAAGACUCAGAUGAUAGUGAUUCUGACAGUGAUUCUAAACCCCUGAAGAAGAAAAGAAGCCCACCUAAAAGGAAACAAGAAUCUGAUGAUGACUCUGACAGUGAUUCUAAACCCUUAAUGAAGAAAAAUGAUCAAAAACAGAAAGAAGACUCAGAUGAUAGUGAUUCUGACCAUGAUUCUAAGCCCGUGAUGAAGAAAAAAGCUCAGACGAAGAAAAAGGGGUCAGAUGAUAGUGAUUCUAAACCCCUGGCAAAGAAGAAAGCUCAGACUAAGAAAAAGGAGGCAGAUGAUAGUGAUUCUGACAGUGAUUCUAAGCCUUUGGUGAAGAAAAAAGGUCAGACUAAGAAAAAGGAGGCAGAUGAUAAUGAUUCUGACAGUGAUUCUAAACCCUUGGCAAAGAAGAAAGCUCAGGCAAAGAAAAAGGAGGCAGCUGAUAGUGAUUCUGACAUUGAUUCUAAACCCUUGGUAAAGAAGAAGGGAAAUCAAGCAGAAAAGAAACGAGACUCAGAUGAUAGUGAUUCUGACAGUGAUUCUAAGCCCCUGAAGAAGAAAAGAAGCCCACCUAAAAGGAAACAAGAAUCUGAGGAUAACUCUGAUAGUGAUUCUAAACCCUUGGUGAAGAAGAAAGGUCAAACAAAGAAAAAGGACUCAGACGAUAGUGAUUCUGAGAGUGAUUCUAAACCCCUGACAAAGAAGAAGGGUCAAACAAAGAAAAAGGAGUCAGACAAUAGUGAUUCUGACAGUGAUUCUAAACCCUUGGUAAAGAAAAACGAUCAAAAAAAGAAAGAAGACUCAGAUGGUAGCGAUUCUGACGGUGAUUCUAAGCCCCUGGCGAAGAAAAAGGACUCCUCCAAACCAGACAAAGAAUCAGAUCCUGGGAGCUCUUCAGACGGCAGCGAUUCCAGUGACUCAAAACCCUUGAAGCCGAAAGUUGCACCCAAGCAGCAGAAGAAAGGAUCGAACACCAAGGAGAAAGGAAAGGGUUCGAAGGAGGCUAAAAGGAGUGCAUCAAAGGAGGAGGAGGAGGAAGGGGAUUCGGAUUCAGGCUCGGAUAGCUCCCCCGACUCCGACACGGAAGACACCGCGAGUACGAAAAAGGGCAAAGGGUCGAAGAAGCAGAAAGUGUCACCCGAGAGGAAGGAGAAGUCCAAGGGCAAGGAUCCUCUGGCCAGGAUGAAGAAGUACUUGCUCCUCAUAGGCAUCCACAACUGGCGGUUUGAUCCUGCUCUACAAAAGUGCUCCAGCAUCAAGAGGCAGAGGAAUCGAAUGCUGGAGAUCAUGCAAGAACACGGACUAAAAGGAAACCCCACGAUACAGAAGUGCAAAAAGCUGAAGAAAAAAAUAGAGCAGAAAAAGGAGGUUGCAGAACUGGACCUGAGCAACAUCAUCGCGGAUUCUGGACGAGGCCGACGCAACACAUUCAGCCUCUACGCCAGGCAGCAGAAGUCCCCCGAGACGGACACGCUGCUCUCCCCGGCCAAACCCUCCAGAGCGAAGCCAAUCUCAGAGUCAGACUCGGAGUCAGCCUCGGAGUCAGCCUCGGAGUGAUCUCAACAUCAGUAAAGCCUCCAGUAGUAGUGAUGGUCCAGUACAGGGUUAGAGGAGAGGUGAGGAGAGGGGAUACAUGCUCACAAUGCUAAAUACAAGUAAACACACAGCCUAGCAAAUCUUGUAAUUGGACCUCAUGUUUAGUCAUUCCGUUUUAUCGUCCUGUAUCCAGAACCAUGACGUAUCCAGUACAAUGCCUGAUGCUAUGGGGCAAGACAGCAUCAGUAAAGUCUCCAGAACGAGAGAUAAGUUUGGUAUGAGUUAGAGGAGAGGUGAAGAGAGAGGAUAUAUGCUCUCAAGGUUAGAUACAAGUAAACACACAGCCUAGCAGAUCUUGAAGUACAAUGCCUGAUGCUAUGGGCCAAGACAGCAUCAGUAAAGCCUCCAGUACUAGGGAUAAGUGCGGUGCAGCAUUAGAGGAGAGGUGAGGAGAGAGGAUCCAUGUUCUCAAGGCUAGGUACCAGUAAACACAGCCCUGCAAAUGUUGGUUCAAGUGGUACAAGUUCAAGUGCAAAUGUUGGCGUUCAUAACCCAUAGUAUAUAUUGAUAAUUUUUGAUAUCUCUUCACUAACAAAACCUCCUUAACUUUUUUAUUCCAAGGUCUCAUUAGGUUCAGUAGUGGUCAUUUUACUUUGUUUUCAGUGUUUAGAAUAUUGGUGUCCUCACAUUUUCUAGCAAUACAUAAUCCACAGUAUAUAUUUGGAUAAUCUUUGAUAUCUUCACUAACAAAACUUCCGUAACUUUUCAUCUGAGGUCUCGUUAGGUUCAGUAGUGGUCAUUUUACUUAUUUUUCAGUGUUUAGAAUAUUGGUGUCUGCAUAUUUUCAGUUUCUAGCAAUACAUAACCCACAGUAUAUAUUUGGAUUAUUUCUGAUACUAUUUACUUGCAAUAUUUCUUAACUUCUUUUUCCUGAGGUCUCAUUAGGUUCAGCGGUGCAUAUUUUACUUUUUUUUUUAGUAUAUAAUUUUUGUGUCACAUAUCUUCACAUUUUCUAGCAAUAUAUAAUCCACUGUAUAUAUUUGAAUAAUUUUUGAUACUCUUUACUAACAAAACUUCCGUAACUUUUUUUUUCUGAGGCCUCAUUAGGUUCAGUACUGCUCAUUUUACUUAUUUUUUGGUGUAUAGAAUAUUGGUGUCUUCAUAUCUUCACAUUUUCUUGCAACACAUAACCCACUGUAUGUAUAUUGAUCAUUUUUGAUAUCUUAACCAACAUAAUUUCCUUAACUUUCUUUCUGUUGUCUCUCAUUAGGUUCCGUGGUGCAUAUUUUACUUGUUCAUUGUGUAGAUAUAAUUUAGUGUCUUCAGAAAGUUGAGGGUAUUUACGUUUACACGAGCCGCCCACCCUUUGUAGGCCUAUAGUACAUUACGUAAAGCUCUGAAUAGGAAAAUUUACUCAGUGGUUAUGAGAAUGAAUGGUGCGAGGUGUAAACUUCCAUUCAUCGGGGCGUCACAAAAAAGCAAACUAUGGUAAAUAUAUGUACAAAAGAGUAGGCUAAAGGUCCUCAUAUCCACCACAUUGACCCUUGAGCUUAUGGCAGUAAGUAACCCAUUACCCUGAGGCACAAGGUCCAUCUAUCAGCCCUCACAAAAUAGCAAACUAUGAUAGAUAUAUGUACAAAGGAGUAGGAUAAAGGUGCUUAUAUUCAUCAUAUUGGCCCUUGAACUUGUGGCAAUAAAUAACCCACUACCCUGAGGCACAAGAUCUAUCCUUCGGGCAUUUGUAGAAUAGCAAAUUAUGGUAGGGAUUUGUACAGAAAAGUAAGAUAGAGGUGCUGUGUGUGGACUGUCAUAUCCAUCACAUUGUCCUUUGAGCUUGUGGCAAUAAAUAUCCCACUAUCCCGAGGCACAAGAUGCAUCCAUCGGGCCCUCGUGAAAUAGCAGAAUAUGGUAGAUAUGUGUACAAAAGAGUAGGGUGACAGUGGAGUCUUGGACAUGCCUCAAAGGUGCAUGUGGUGUGUCCUCCUUUCUGCCACAGGUAUUUCUUCUGUAUGUGCAUAAGAGAACCAUUGCGCUGGUUUACUUUCUUUAUCCUCGUGUAACUCUGGCUUGUGGUUUCUGGCAAGUGUUACCGUACCUUUUUUCUCUGUCACAAAGGAGCAAAAAUUACAUAUGAAAUUUAUGUUAACUCGGAUAAUUAUACUCGAUGAUAAUUUUAGACAUAUAUUAGAAACAAAGUUCAAAAGGAUAUCAGAGUUAUCUCUAGUGUAAGUACAAACCUUAUGGCCAUCAUUUCUAUUAUAGAUCCUAUAAUAAAUGAUUUAUAUCGUGUCAA
Molecule: messenger RNA, 6400 nt
Organism: Eriocheir sinensis (Chinese mitten crab)
Lineage: Eukaryota; Metazoa; Arthropoda; Malacostraca; Decapoda; Varunidae
Product: serine-aspartate repeat-containing protein F-like
Exons: 7
Coding region: 211-4128 (1305 amino acids)
Cellular component (GO): nucleus
Source: RefSeq, a predicted model, not a curated record